AUAGGCACCGCAGAGACCGCAAACGCGCGUUGUGUAAAGCGUUCGGAUGCGUUCCUCGUGGAUGCAUUCGCCAACGUAAAAGCGGGAAGGCCCACAACUGCUCACACAAGAACCCCUCCGCACAGCACCGAGCUGCUUCUCACCCUUGGCCAGAUUCUACGACGGAGAUUGUUCGCGUCAGACGGCUCGCGCCCACCGCAGAGCGUUUGUUCGUAUCAUCCUUGCUCUGUGAUAUCACUUGCUUUGCCCCUCUUCAAAGCUGCCGCCCCCUCCAAGCUCUCUUUGUCUCUUUCCCCCAUCUAACAUUGCCCCCGUCUCUCCAAAUUAUUCCCCGUGCCCCAUCCCGCGUCCUUGAUCACCGUGUUCUCAGCGUCAACCCAUCUUAGCAAACAAAUAGCCGACCCUUUCCUCCCUUCCGGUGUCUCAACCCUCCCCCAUUCCUUGCCAUGACAGAUCAUUCUAAAUCUGGUAAGCAACCCAUCAUACGCGGUUCCAGGGCGUGCACCGUAUGCAGAACCGCAAAGAUGAAAUGCGUCGGUGCGGACGAGGAGCAGCAUGUCCCCUGCAUGCGUUGCGUCCGCACAAACCAACAAUGUAAAUUCGAGAAGCACCGUCGCGGUCGCAAGCCAGGAUCAAAGUUAUCCGAAGCUUCUAAAAUGCUCCGACGGCUCGAAAAGGGUCUCAACAACGCCAAAGCAAAAUCGCACCACACUGAUCUCUUACUGCCCACGCCGUACCCCUCAAUGACUCAGGACGCCUCGUCAUUGAACCAGUACUCACGGCCCACCUCCUCCGGGGGCGUGGGAGCAGAAGAUGACGAUGACACAGAUAAAUCCGGGGACAACAUCUUCCCCGCUCAACUAAUCCGCAAGGAAAGUGAACGCAACUCGUUCUUCAAGACCAUCUUAAACCCAACGGACUCCGACCCCCAUUCCCCACAUCAGUCCAGCAGCGGAGGGAGUGUGAGCCAAGCCUCGUCUACCACGACACGAUCCCCAUCAGCUUCUUCUCAUCAUGAUUACAACGGAAGACUCGGACUCUUCCCGGGUUUGAGGGACCCCGUCGCAGCAGGACUUAUUGAGGAAAAGGAUGCUGCCGUGUUUUUCGACUUGUUCUUUCUGCGUCUCAACUCGUUCAUCAACCUCUUUGACCCCGCGCUCCAUACUGUACACUAUGUCCGUUCCCGGUCCCCUUUCUUGUUCACAGUAAUCAUCAUGGCUUGUUGCAAGUUCUUCAAGCCAUCCUUGUACCAACGCACCCACAAGAUGGCCCAGGAGUAUGCCAUCACGGCCUUUGCAGAGAAUUGGAAAAGCGUUGAAGUCGCCCAAGCCUUUGCGUGUUUAACGUACUGGAAAGAACCAGAUGAUACCCGAACCUGGACGUACAUCGGCUACGCAUGUCGUAUGGCCGUCGAACUUGGGCUCAAUGAAUACGUCGCUUAUCCACAGAAUGAAACACCGCUUCAAUUCCUCGAACGCCGUAACCGUGAACGCACCUUCCUAGUUCUCUUCGUCCACGAUCGUAGCCUGAGCACUCAAACCGGUCGUCCGUGGAUGCUAGAUCACCUUGAACCAUUGGUAGUUCAUGGUGAUGCUUGGCACUUACACGGCGGUUCUACCAUUCGUCCAGAGGAUGUCAUCUUGGCCGCUUUCGUGAACCUGCGAAUCAUUGCCUCUGAUGUCACGAAGAAGGUGUAUCAAAUGGGCCCAUGGCUCCCUGGUGAGUUGAUCAACAGUACCAAUGAGAGACUAGCCGAGUGGAUGGAGCGUUGGUCAACCGAGAUGAAGAAAGCUGACGGCGAGAAAUUCCACCACGCUUUCCUCCGGUUUUUCUGGCUCUACGUCCGACUCUUCCUCAACAGCCUCUUCCUCAAACUGCCCCUAUCGAAUGCUAAAGUGAGUCCACGGGACAUCAAACUUAUCGAAGCAUUGGAUGCAUGUUACGUGAGUGGUUUGGAACACCUCAGGAGUGUUGUAGAUGAUUUUGCGGCCAUGGCGAUGCUGCGGUACGGACAAGAGACUAUCACUGUCAUGACUGCUUACUGUGCUGUCUUUCUCAUUACGCUUCUUCGUAAUCGCAACACUAAACACAGCCUCCCCAUAAACGCACGAGACGAUAUCUAUAGGAGCAUUUCAAUGGUCGCAGACACAUAUGCCGAGUUUGCGGAUCCUUCGAGUGCCACUGCUGCGCACCAUUCGAGGUUUUUGAAGAGCCUGGUCGCAAAUGACAUGUUCAGAUCGGAACAAAUGGACAGGAUGGAAAGGGACGAAUCUGAGACCCCAACUGACCAAGAUCAACGUGAUUCAAGUGAAUCGAAUUAUGCCUCUGUCAGUCCAACUGAAACGGAUAACGCUCUUCGUCCGCUCCAAGAAUAUACCCCACCCUUAAGCUCAACUUCUAUGCAACAAUCCAGCUUCCGCUUCCCUUCUAAUUCCUCUCCGACCUCGUCGGGUUCGGCACCCCCAAUGUUGCCUCCGCCUGAGACUCACGCUAUGCCCAUGCAACCCGAGACAGGAUACCCAACUCCCAUGUCCGCUUCUGACCCUUCCCUUCGGCACAGUCUCGUGAACGUCAAUGGCGUCAACGGUGUGAACCAGUACGGUUACGCAUCUAACGGGCCGCUCCAUUCAUCCCAACCUUCGCAUUCAUCUCACGCAUCUCAGUCUUCUCCAACGUCUCAUCAGCAUAUCCCUGGCACGUUUGACCACCGCGGCCCACCGCCACGUCACUUGACAAAUGGGAAUGUGAUGCAACCUCCUCAAUCCGACAGUGAAGCUUAUUACUUCCAGAGGAUGUUCAAGGAGCUGGGUAUGCCUCAUGGGUUUGACUCGAUUUAUGCAAGUUCUAGUCCUACUUCGAUGUCGGAUGGACUGGGUGCCGAUCCUGCGAAUUUGGGCCCUGGAUCACAUCGUGGUAUGGGCUAUGCCAAUGGAGUGAAUGGCGCGAAUGGACAUGCUCAUGGACAGAUGGAGGCUGGGUAUGCAGGGCCUUACUCACAUUCAUCGCCAAUGCAGACCCAACAGCAGCAACAGCAAUACCCUAUACAGAUGUAUCAAGGUCCUCCUCCCCCGACUGGUUAUGGUCUUAUGCGGUGAUUCGGAGUCACGAUGUAUGCACUCCUCUGUCUACUGCAUCUCGGGUACAUGAACCAUUUUUCGAUUAUUACAGUGGUCACAUAACGCUUAAAAAGUCUUAUGUACUUUCUUUUUGUCUCCUCAUCUCUUAGUUGGUCGCAUUUUGUCGCUCUUGCUAUCGUUUCGUUACUGGUGUCGUUUAUGUUUCCCUCCUGUUUGGUCUCCGGUCGCUCUUGUAAUGGCUUUAACAUCGUGCAUAGAUUCGUGUAAUCAUUCUCUGUCGUCGUUAUACCGUCUCCGACUUCGCUUUAAUCAUGCCUUAUUGUUCAGUCGGCCCCGUGUAGAAAUCCACGCAGUCUGAAAGGCCAAGAUGAUGAUGACCGACGUGUAUAAGCGGCAAACUAUGAUUCAACCCCAAUGUAGAAGAUAACUACGUCUCUCCCCACAGCCGCAGCGAUCCUAGGAAUACCGGGCGUUGCAAGGAAGUCAAAGUCGCGGACGUACAAGGGCCUUGGGGCGACCGUGAAGCUCGUGGGUUCGGUGUCAAUGUACGUUAUGUGGUGUACGUUGAUGACUGCGCCUUUGAUGGGAGAGUUUGUUGAUACGCCGAAGUACUCGGGGAAGGUCGGACACCACCUGUGCCACAUCCCCAUUAAGAUUCAACGUCUAUUGUUCGCGGGAGGGAAUAAGGAUUUCUUACCUAAAGCGGUUGCCGCCUUCAGUAAAACUAGUGCCUGACAUGGUAGGUUUGCCGCCAUGCAGCUUCGUCAGAUCCCACAGUGCGAACUUGGAACCAUAUGUUGCACCGAUGCUGUAAUGACGAAUGAAUAGAAUCAGCCGCUCAGACAUC
Somion occarium is the source of this 3924-nucleotide messenger RNA. Lineage: Eukaryota; Fungi; Basidiomycota; Agaricomycetes; Polyporales; Cerrenaceae. The record is from the annotation of a GenBank genome assembly.